CAGGACGCCAUGAGUUCAAUUAUCAAUUGAUGUCCCAGGACAACCAUGGAAAACCCCGCUGUGCUAUUGGUCCAUACUGAGUAUGGCUCAUCUCAGGAUGAAACCUCCCCCUUAAACCAGCAGGUGGUAGACAUACUCAGGGAACGCGAAUCAGAAAUACCUGUGCUCAUGACAGUUUUGAAAGCGAAUGAAGAGGACAUCCAGAAUGCAAAACGCGAUGGGAUAGAACUACUGCUGCCUACACUUGACCCAGAUGAUCCUAGUCGGACUGACCCAUCACCAAAUUGGCUGACCUUUGACCACCUGUCCAAAUACCAAAAUCUUCCCCAAAAGGUCCGAAGCAUUGUCGGUCACUCCGACGUCACAAGUAGGGCAGCCGUGAGAAUCAAACAGGAACGUUACUCUGCAUCUGAUGCAAGAGUCGUCCUCUUCACCACUGACAUACCAGAAGACACCGAGUACUACAAAGGAGAUGAGAAGGCCAUGGGUAUCGGGAAGAAGGAAGACUCCAUCCUUGAAGAUGCACAAGAAGCUGACGUGGUCUUUUCUCUUGGAAACAAGAUAUUUGAUCACUUUGAGAACCAGUUCAGAGCUAUACCUGCCAGCAAGAGGCCUCAGCAUGUCAAGUUUGUUCCGAGACCUCCCAAGAUCUUUGAAGAUGCAGAGGCUGAAUACAAGGACACAGAGACAAUGGUGGUCCUGUCCAUCGGUAGGGUGAAGGGUGUUGAAAAACUGAAGGGAUAUGACCUUGCUGUUGAAUCCCUGAGCCUUGUAGCAGAGAAGAUGAAAGUUAAGUUGCGUGUCAUGGGAGUUGACAAAGAUGACAUUGAAACACGCAUGGCAAUCCUAAAGCACCGUAAGUCAGCAAACCUACAGAUAACCCUCCUCCCAUACGGCUCACAGAAGGACAUCUAUAAAGAGAUGAUGCAGGCCCACCUGGUCCUGAUGCCUUCUCGUGCUGAACCGUUCGGACUGGUCGGCCUGGAGGCCAUCGCGGCAGGCGUCCCUGUUCUUGUAUCAAGCAAGUCUGGGCUGGCAGACUUCAUUCAUGAACAUGUAGAUGAACUGCAUCAUUCCAUUGUUGACAUGGAUGAACAUGAGGAAGGUGUCACUGUGAAAUAUCUAGCUCGCAGCAUCGAGAGAAUGCUAAAGCACAACAGGACAGAGUUUGAAACAGCAGCAAGGUGUAAGAAGAAGCUUCUGUCCUCAAAGUACUGGGAAGAAUCUCAUCAGCAGUGCAUCAAAGCUUGUACAGAUGCAGAUAUACCUCCUCCACUGCCCAUCGUGGUAGAGAUACUUGCACAGGUGAAGCCAACCGUCAAAACCCCCAAGGAACUGCUAAGCUAUGCCUCGGCAAAGAAGGCAUUUGUUACUCUCGACAUCACAACUUUCACAGACGAAACUCUUGGUCUGCUAGAGCAGGUAAAACCAGAAAUCAGAACAGUGGAAGACCUACUCGACACUGCAGAAGCAAUCAAGCAACUGGAGGAAAUCAAAGGCGUGAAUGUUACAGAUGUCAAGACAGGCAGCCUGGUCUUCUACACGCAAUGUACAGACUUGGGCGGCUUGGGCCAACUCUGGUUCAUGUACAAAAGUGGAAAACUCAAUGACCUGCUGGUUGGUAGUUUGAUAAGGAAGGAAACCUUACAGGAACUCUGUGCUGAGAACGUCUCUGUGAAGUCAACCAUCAACAUAGAGGACUUCAGGAAGGCCCUGGUCUACAUCCUCACCUCACCUGCUGCCAAAGGUCAGCUCAUGCCAAGACUACCCCUGGAGUACCCCCUCUAUCAGCCACACACCCGCACCACUAGCAGAGUGUUGGACGUUCUGCACCUGGAUCAGAAGAAGCUACCACAACACCUCCACAAAGUGCCACUACCAACACAGAGGAACGAUGGAGACGAUGAUCUUCUCAACAAACUAGACAAUCUUCAAAUAGCAGCCAGCACACCCGAGGAAACACCAGAAGACACAGAGGUCCGGGAGAUCAACUCUGUCCUCAAACCUGCUGGGGCGUCAGUUAUACCAGCUCAGGAAACAACAGAAGAUCAGACCAUUGGUGACACGGAGGUUCCACAGGUGAUGUCAGAACUGGUCUCACUGGACAUCAAGGAACUGGAACGACUGAUGGGACCUCGGAGAAAGAGGACUUCCUCCAUAAGCUCUGACUCAUCUGGCUAUGUGACAGGCACUCCAGGAUCAGGACUCAGCAGACCCGACUCACCGUCAGGCGAGGGUGAUGUCCAGGGCACACUAGAGACUCUCCUUGCUGAACUUAACAAACCUGCAGUACUGAGAGACAAGGGAAAACAGUUUGACCUGUACUGUCAGAUAGGAGAUCUUUACAGGACAAAACUACGCAACCCACAGUCAGCUCUGCAGUAUUAUCAGAAUAUGUUAGAGUGUUCUCAGGCACUGUCAGAAGACACAAAACAAGCCAAGGCCUACAGCAGACUAGGCGUAACCUGUGAUAUAUUAGGUCUCCAAGCUGAAGCCUUUACAAACCAUGAAAAGGCCCUGGCUAUCUAUAGAGUAGAUGCAGGGAAUGAAACUGAUGUUUGCAUCGCUUACAAAAACCUGGCCUCAUCAUUGGCACUAUCAGGUCAAGUGUCAGAUGCAAAAAUUAACUAUGAAUCAGCCUUGGCUGUUGCCAUGGAGACAGGAAACAAGACUGAACAGAUGGGCAUUUACUGCAUGCUGGGUGAUUUACACAUGGAACAGCUAGAGGAACCAGAGGUCUCACACAGGUACUACACAGAGAUGUUGACACUAGCCAGGGACUUGAGGAGGAAGGACAUGGAGGGGCUGGCUUACAACAGGCUGGGACGUGCUUGUUCGGAUAUGCAGAAUAAUGACGCAGCUUUGGAGUGGCAUCAGAAGAGCCUUGAGAUGAUGAGCCAAGAUGAUGGAAAUAAGAGAGCACAGAUGAUAACACAUGCAGAAGUGGGUAAUGCAUACAGACUACUGGGAAAACCGGACCAGGCAACAUCCCACUUCAACACUGCCUUACAGCUGGCACAGCAGACAGGGGAUCAACAUGUCCAGAUGAGUGUUUGCCUCCGGAUGGGUGAGAUGCACAGGGAACAACUCCACUCCCCACGUACAGCCAUCCAGCAUUAUAAACAGACUCUUGCACUAGCCAGGCAGUUGAAGGACAGGGAUCAGGAGAGAAUAGCUUGCAACAGACUUGGACUGGUCCAUUAUGAGAUGGGUGAGUAUGGGGCAUCUCUAGAGUGGGGUCAAAAGAACCUGCAAAUUGUCGAAGAGGAUGGCAACAAAGAAGAACAGAUAACAGCACACAACAACGUGGGUAAUGCAUACAGGCUACUGAGUAAACUGGACCUGGCAACAUCCCACUUCAACACGGCUUUACAGAUGGCACAGCAGACAGGAGAUCAACACUGGCAGAUGAAGGUUCACUUCGAAAUGGGUGACAUGCACAGAGAACAACUCCACUCCCCACGUACAGCCGUUCAGUAUUAUGAACAGGCUCUUGCACUAGCCGGGCAGUUGAAGGCCAGGCAUGAAGAGGGAGUGACUUGCAACAGACUUGGACAGGUCCAUUUUGAUAUGGAGGAGUAUGAGUCAGCUCUAGAGUGGUUCCAAAGGUAUCUGCAGAUUAGCCAAGAACAGCAGAUUAGCAAAGGACAGAUAACAGCACACAACAACGUGGGUAAUGCAUACAGGUUACUGGGAAAACUAGACUUGGCAACAUCCCACCUCAACACAGCCCUACAGAUGGCACAGCAGACAGGGGAUCAACACUGGCAGAUGAAGGUUUACUUCGUAAUUGGUGAGAUACACAGAAAACAACUCCACUCCCCAAGUACAGCCAUCCAGCAUUAUGAACAGGCUCUUGCACUAGCCAGGCGGUUGAAGGACAGGCAUGAAGAGGGGAAGGCUUAUGGCAGCCUCGGUCUGGUACAUUUUGAGGUGGGGGAGUAUGAGACAUCCCUGGAGUGUUUGCAUAAGUACCUGAACAUUAAGCAAGAGGACGGAGAGAAGAAAGAGCAGAUAGUAACACACACGGCAAUAUGUAAUGUAUACAGUUUACAGGGUCAUCUGGACCUUGCAGCAUCCCAUCUUAACACGGCCUUACAGAUGGCACGGCAGACAGGAUAUCAACAUGGACAGAUGAAAGCUUACUUCAUGAUGGGUGACAUGCACAAAUAUAAACUCCACUCUCCACGUACAGCCAUCCAGUAUUAUAAACAGACUCUUGCAUUAGCCAGGCAGUUGAAGGACAAGCAUCACGAGGGACUGGCUUACGAGAGAUUGGGAAUGGCUCAUUUCGAAAUGGGGGAGCAUGAGGCAGGUUUGAGGUGGUUACAGAAGGCCUCGAAGAUACGAGAAGAAGAAGGCGUAGACCAGGGUGCACAAGGAAAAACUCAUUCCAAUGUGGACCGUGCACCAAUGGUACAGUAUCUAGAGAGCCGUGUAGCAUCACAAAAUGCAGAAGAGCAGCGAAAACAGAUGAAUGUUAGUUUCCAGAUAGGUGAAAUGUUCAGAGAACAGAUCCACUCCCCACGUACAGCCAUCCAGUAUUACGAACAGCACCUUGCACUAGCCAGGCAGUUGAAGGACAGGCAUGAAGAGGGCCUAGCUUACGAUAGACUCGGUAGGGCCCACUUUGAGCUCAAGGAGUAUGACAAAGCCCUGCUCAUGUAUCAAAACCACCUCAAGAUGAGACAAGAGGAUAGAGACAAGAAAUCACAGACAACAGCACAUAAGAACAUAGCAAAAUCUUACAAGAAACUGGGAAAGAAGGACCUGGCCAAAUCCCAGUACCAAUCAGCUAUGGCCAUCGCCAUUGAGACAGGGGACAAACUGCAACAGGACGACAUUAGAAAGAAGAUUAAUAAACUGUAG
Messenger RNA from Branchiostoma belcheri (Belcher's lancelet), 4869 nucleotides. RefSeq lists its product as uncharacterized. Gene Ontology annotation, molecular function: protein binding. Lineage: Eukaryota; Metazoa; Chordata; Leptocardii; Amphioxiformes; Branchiostomatidae. The record is from RefSeq and is a predicted model, not a curated record.